AUGGAAAAUCAAGGCCAAGAUGCAGACCGCUUCGACCCCGCGGACCUUGAAAAGGAGUUGGAGCCAACACGUACUUCGAAGUUGAACGAUAGCGAUUCUCCAUCGGGUGGCAUUCGAGCAACACCAUCCGACGACCGGAUUUUGCUCUCCGAGGAGCAGGCUCUCAACCGUGCGAGAGAGCUUCCCAACAGCACCGACCCCAUCUACUUGACCUAUUCCAUCGACGACAAGGAAAAUCCACGCAACUGGCCAAAAUGGAAAAGGUGGUACAUCACCUGCUUCGUCAGCAUGCUGAACGUAUUCACCUGCCUCUGUGCAGGCGGAUAUAGCUCCGGCCAAGAACAGCUCAUAGCUGAAUUCGACGUUUCCGCCGAAGUUGGGACAGUGGGCCUGUCGAUGUACAUCCUAGGCUUUGCCGUCGGGCCCCUCAUGCUGGCACCGCUGUCCGAAUACUUUGGCCGCAACCCGGUCUACGUCUGGUCCUGGCUGCUUCUCGUCAUUUUCCAGAUUCCGCUCGCCCUGGCGCCAAACAUCGGGACGGUCAUCGUCUGCCGUCUGCUGCAGGGUUUCUUUGGCAGCGCCCCCCUCACAAACACUGGCGGAACCGUCAGUGAUCUUUGGGCGAGGAACGACUGUGGUAGCGCCAUGGCCAUCUAUGGAUUGAGCAGCACCUUCGGCCCACCGCUCGCUCUGGUCAUCAGUGGCUACAUCGCUCAAAACAUGGGCUGGAGAUGGCUGUUCUGGGUGUACAUGGCCAUCUUCGGCGGUUACUGGCUUCUCCUCGUGCUCACCGUCCCAGAAACGCGCCACUCCAUCAUCCUCGACAAGAAGGCAAAGCGCCUCCGCAAGCGACUCCGCGCUGAAGGCCUCACCGCAGCCGCCGACAACCUCCUCGACGCCAACGCCGACGAAAAAAAGGGGCUACACACCCUCUUCGCCAUCACCCUCACCCGCCCCUUCCGCUUCCUCUUCACCGAACCCAUCACCAUCUUCGCCGCCCUCUACAACGGCUGGAUCUACGGCAUCGUCUACCUCCUCAACGAAGCCAUCCCCCUCGUCUUCGGCACCGGCCACGCCUUCACCACCGGCCAAUGGGGCUGCUCCUUCGCCGGCCUGGCCAUCGGGUCCCUCCUCGCCGCCUCGCUGCACCUCCCCCUCCAAGAGCGCCACUACCUCCGCCGCGUCGCCGCCUCCGGCACCGGCGCCGGCUGCCCCGAGGCCCGCAUGCACCUCGCCCGCUUCGGCACCUUCCUGCUGCCCGCCUCGCUCUUCUGGUUCGCGUGGACGAGCUUCCCGACCGUCCACUGGCUCGCGCCCGUCGCGGCGAGCGCCCUCUUCGGCGCCGGCAUAUACGUCAUCAUCCUCGCGAUCUUGAACUACGUCGUCGACAGCUACCAGACGUACAGCGCGUCGGCGCUGGCGGGCGUGAUCCUCGUAAGGAAUCUCGUCGGCGCGGGGUUCCCGCUGUUCGGGCGGCAGAUGUACGAGCGGCUGGGGUGGGAGUGGGCGAGCAGCUUGCUGGCGUUUCUGAGCGUCCCGCUGUGUGCGAUCCCGUUUGUGUUUUUUUACUGGGGCGAGGCGAUUCGGUUGAGGAGUCCGUGGGCGAGGGAGCAUUUCGCGCAGGAUGAGGAUAAGCCGCAUUGA
Diplodia corticola is the source of this 1644-nucleotide messenger RNA. RefSeq names its product polyamine transporter. Gene Ontology annotation, biological process: transmembrane transport. Gene Ontology annotation, molecular function: transmembrane transporter activity. The coding region runs from base 1 to 1644 and encodes 547 amino acids. The transcript is spliced from 5 exons. The record is from RefSeq and is a predicted model, not a curated record. NCBI's taxonomy places the organism in Eukaryota, Fungi, Ascomycota, Dothideomycetes, Botryosphaeriales, Botryosphaeriaceae.